GGAGAUUCGUGUUGGAAAAUUGACGGUGCAGAGCGAUUGAAAGAAAAUAAAAAAUAUCUUCCAGAAAAAGCCAUUGUUGAUUGCGGGUAUGCAAAAGUGAUGAUGAAUAUACGAACGACGUUGAGAAUCUUUUAGUUGCCAUAUAUAGUAAACAAUUCUUCUGCUUCACUCUCCAAGACGGCACUGGCCACUCCACUCGUCUCCAGAUUUACAGUUUGUACAAGCAAAGUGAAUGAUGAAUCUAGGAUCGCUUUCUCUGAGCACCAACAAGUCGAGUAAGCCAAUGGUUAAUCUUAGCUUCUCGAUACCGUAUUUCACUCACUGGGGACAGAGCUUGUUGGUCUGUGGCUCGGCUCCUGGACUUGGUUCCGGGAAUGUGAAAAAGGGUUUGCUGCUGAAGCCGUCUCAGCAAGAGGAUCAGCUCAUUUGGAGUGGUUGUGUCUCUGUACCACCUGGGUUUAGCUGUGACUACUGUUACUAUGUUGUGGAUGACUUGAAAAAUGUGCUAAGGUCUGAGUUUGGGAUGAAGCGGAAACUCCUCGUUCCUGAGACAUUUACUGGUGGAGAGUCUGUACAGCUUCGUGAUCUCUGGCAGAGUGCGGAUCAAUCUCUCCCAUUUAGAAGCGCCUUUAAAGAUGUUAUCUUCCGCAACACUAGGGAAGUGGAAAUAGAAAGACCUCUCGGGGUAUUUGAGAAUAAGUCGGAUCAAGAUGAUUCAGUUGUUGUCCAAUUCAAAAUCUGUUGUUCAGACGUUAGAGAGGGAACAUCGGUAUAUGUUCUAGGCACCCCGGCGAAGUUGGGGAAAUGGAAAGUUGAAAAUGGAUUUAGACUCAACUAUGUUGGUGAUUCCAUGUGGGAAGCAGAUUGCUUGAUCCCUAAAGCUGACUUUCCUAUCAAAUAUCCUUUCUUUGCUUUUUACAUACUAAUUUGCUGCAACUAUGAUCUCAAAAUUCACUUCUCAAAUGUUUUCUGCGUGCUGGGUUUCUUGACUGUUAUUUUCACAUAUAGAUAUUGUAAAGUUCAGAAGGACAGUAACAUCGGUUUUGAAUCUGGUGGGAAUCGGGAGCUUACUCUUCACUCCAGCGGUAGUAAACAGGAAUACAUUGUCAUGUCAGAUGGCUUGUUUCGAGACAUGCCAUGGAGGGGUGCUGGUGUUGCAGUUCCCAUGUUCUCUGUCAGGUCAGAAGAUGAUGUUGGUGUGGGAGAGUUUCUCGAUCUGAAGUUGCUUGUUGACUGGGCUGUAGAUUCCGGGUUGCAUCUAGUACAACUUUUACCAGUAAAUGACACAUCUGUGCAUAAGAUGUGGUGGGACUCGUAUCCCUACAGCUCGUUAUCUGUGUUUGCGUUGCAUCCAUUAUAUCUUAGAGUACAAGCUCUUUCUGAACGUUUGCCAGAAAGUAUCAAGGAAGAAAUUCAGAAGGCAAAGAAGCAACUGGACAAUAAGGAUGUUGAUUAUGAGGCUACCAUGGAAACUAAGCUUUCAAUUGCCAAGAAGAUCUAUGACCUAGAGAAAGACCAGACGUUGAACUCAAGCUCUUUCCAGAAAUUCUUCUCUGAGAACGAGGGCUGGUUGAAACCAUAUGCAGCUUUCUGCUUUCUCCGUGACUUUUUUGAGACUUCUGAUCAUAGUCAGUGGGGGACCUUUUCUGACUACACAGAAAACAAGCUUGAAAAAUUGGCAUCCAAAGACAGCUUGCACUAUAACACUAUAUGCUUCCAUUAUUACAUCCAGUACCAUUUACAUGUACAAUUGUCAGAAGCAUCAGAAUAUGCAAGAAAGAGAGGAGUCGUGCUGAAAGGAGAUCUACCUAUUGGCGUUGACAGAAACAGUGUCGACACGUGGGUUAACAAGAAUCUGUUUCGCAUGAAUACGGCAACUGGAGCACCUCCAGACUAUUUUGACAAAAAUGGUCAGAACUGGGGAUUUCCUACUUAUAACUGGGAGGAAAUGUCGAAAGACAACUAUGCUUGGUGGCGUGCUCGCUUAACACAGAUGGGAAAAUAUUUCACAGCGUAUAGGAUAGAUCAUAUAUUAGGAUUCUUCCGAAUCUGGGAGCUUCCAGCUCAUGCUGUGACUGGUUUAGUGGGGAAGUUCCGUCCAUCUAUUCCGUUAAGUCAGGAAGAGUUGGAAAAGGAGGGAAUAUGGGAUUUUGACCGAUUAAGCAAGCCAUAUGUCCAGAGGAAGUUUCUUGAGGAGAAAUUUGGAGAUUUUUGGCCAUUCAUCGCGUCAAAUUUUCUUAGUGAAACUCAGAAGGAUUUGUAUGAGUUCAAGGAGGACUGCAACACAGAGAAAAAGAUUGCAGCGAAGCUGAAGUCAUUAGCUGAGAAGUCUUUGUUGCUAGAAAACGAGGACAAAGUUCGUCGUGACGUCUUUGACAUUUUGAGGAAUGUUGUUCUGAUCAAAGAUCCAGAGGAUGCAAGAAAAUUCUAUCCUCGCUUUAAUCUUGAGGAUACUUCAAGUUUCCAGGAUUUGGAUGAUCACAGCAAAAAUGUUCUGAAGAGACUAUACUAUGACUACUAUUUCCAACGUCAAGAGGAUCUAUGGAGGAAAAAUGCUUUGAAAACCUUGCCUGCUCUGUUAAAUUCAUCUAAUAUGCUGGCGUGUGGGGAGGAUCUCGGUCUUAUUCCAUCUUGUGUACAUCCUGUUAUGCAAGAACUGGCUUUGGUUGGCCUUCGCAUACAACGCAUGCCCAGUGAGUCUGAUGUGGAGUUUGGGAUUCCGUCUAACUAUGACUAUAUGACGGUUAGAUUUUCCUUUAUCAUAAGUCUCUCUUUCUCUCUUAUAGUAUCCUUCCAUUCAUUUCCCGAGGAACUUGUAAUCGGUAAGCGAUUCACCGCAUUACUCAAAACCACAUUCUUCGUAUAUCAGGUCUGUGCUCCUUCAUGCCACGACUGCUCCACACUGCGAGCUUGGUGGGAAGAGGACGAAGAGAGAAGACAAAGGUACUUCAAGGAAGUGAUUGCUGUAGAUGAAAUCCCUCCGAGUCAGUGUGUUCCAGAGAUAACUCAUUUCAUUCUGAGACAACAUGUUGAAGCUCCAUCAAUGUGGGCUAUUUUCCCUCUCCAGGAUAUGUUGGCUCUGAAAGAAGAGUACACUACUCGUCCUGCAACAGAAGAGACAAUCAAUGACCCGACAAACCCAAAACAUUACUGGAGAUACCGCGUACACGUAACGCUGGACGCGCUUAUGAAAGACACAGACCUGAAAUCAACUAUCAAGAACCUUGUUUCGAGCAGUGGAAGAUCUUUUCCUGUUUCUGCUGCUGGUGAAGACGCUAACAACAAGAAGCAAUGAGGAGUUAUAGCCAAUGGUUCAAUCAAGUCAAACCCAUGAAGCAAAAGUCUUUUGUUUUCCCAUCGGUCACCCAAACUAUGUUGCUUAUUAGUAUCAACCUAUUAUCACUCAAAAUUGUACAAGCUCUAAAACUCUGUAUUUGUUGUUCCUGUCCAAAAACCAAAAUAAAAUCCUUAGUUUCCGGUGUAAA
Molecule: messenger RNA, 3485 nt
Organism: Eutrema salsugineum
Lineage: Eukaryota; Viridiplantae; Streptophyta; Magnoliopsida; Brassicales; Brassicaceae
Product: 4-alpha-glucanotransferase DPE2
Exons: 21
Coding region: 233-3295 (1020 amino acids)
Biological process (GO): carbohydrate metabolic process
Molecular function (GO): starch binding; 4-alpha-glucanotransferase activity
Source: RefSeq, a predicted model, not a curated record